GGGGAUUAUGAAUCUCAUUACUAGACGCCACAUCCUUCUGCAUCAUGGCUGGGUUGAGUUCAACCGUCUACACGAUCGGAGCGGUGCCUUUCAACACCUCCGAAGUCAGUGGACAUUGCGGAGCAGAUGGAAUGUGUUGCAGGAUUGUCAUGCUCGAAACUUGACUCCACAGAGAUAUUGCUCAAAGCCGCAGAUUUCCUCUCACACGUGCAUGUUAGAGCCCGGAUGAUACAUCUAGUUGCCCGAAAGAAAAGAACAUGAGACCCGAAGGACUGAAGCCGCUCUUGACUCUGUUCAUUCAGCCGCUCACCAUGUUGCUGCGCAAGAUGAUAUCACUGUGGUCUGCAUGCGCCUUCAUCUCCCAAGGAUGGACCAAGUCUCUGGGAGAUGGAUACACACAGAUCGGAGCUGGACCGCUCAACAUUUCAAUCUCGCAACCUGGAGUCCCUUUUGCUCCGUCUCCCCUCCCGCCCUCGAGCGCAGCUUCUGAUCCAGAUGGACUCGCAGCUGCAUUCUUGAACCUCGGUCGAACCACACAGUGGGACCUCAUCUCUGCAGUCCAACUCCAAGGCGAUACCUGGGAACCGGAGGGUAUGGUGAAACUAGGUGAUGACCGGAUCAUUAUCUCUGCUGGGGAAUACACUGCUCCGACCAUUCCAUUCGGCAGAGACGCCAAUGGCACCCCGAUCAUCCGCAACGGAACGGACCGCGCGAACGGAGCUGGAUUUGCCCAUUUGAUCCUGUUCAACUCGACAGAUGGGACCCGCAUAGCCGAUGCCACAUUGACUGAACGUGGAUCCCAAGAGUAUCAUAAUGGCGGAUGUGAUUAUGAUGGACAGUGGAUCUGGUGUACGAUCGCUCAGUAUCGUCCAAACUCCACAGCGACACUCGUCAAAGUCGAUCCAAUGACUUUGAAGCCCACCCCCGUAGCCCGGAUCGCCGAUCACGAAGGAGGCGUGAUACACGAUACGAGGACUGAUCAUCUGGUCACGCUGAACUGGGGAAGUCGAAACGCAUCAACUUGGAGCUCGAGACGGCAAUACUCUCUCGAAGGGUUUUCUAGACCUGUGAAAGUGGUUCGAAACCCAAGCUAUUUUGUCGAUUAUCAAGAUUGUAAAUUUGUGGGAUACCCUUCGUGUCUCGGCUCAAAGUCUAUUGCACUUUGCUCAGGCGUAGCAACGAUCGGAUCCGGCAAUUCAUCUUACAAUCUCGGUGGCAUCGCGUUGGUCGAUACCGAAACGAUGGAUCCUCUGGUGGAAGUUCCCAUCGCAUGGCCAGCGAAGUAGAUGUCAGGAUGACUCAAAAUCCAGUCGAAGUGGCGGUGGUGGACGGCAAGUUGAGAAUGUACUGGGCGCCAGAUCAACACAACACGGCACUGUAUGUGUACGAAGCUCGACCUCGGAGUCCAUUUGAGUACGGAGGAUCCGGCGGUGGAUGGUUGUAGCUCUAACAACGCGCGUCAGAGUCAUGUGCAUGUGAUUGUCUGCGUUUUGUAUCUUGCCGCCACAAAACCCCGCUAGCUGCCCCUGUCCGUCACGCUGCUCCCGCUUUUUGUUGCCCUGAAAAUUCCAUUUAUUUAUAAAUCUGGGAGAC
Messenger RNA from Kockovaella imperatae, 1593 nucleotides. RefSeq lists its product as hypothetical. The transcript has a single exon. The coding region runs from base 258 to 1286 and encodes 342 amino acids. The record is from RefSeq and is a predicted model, not a curated record. NCBI's taxonomy places the organism in Eukaryota, Fungi, Basidiomycota, Tremellomycetes, Tremellales, Cuniculitremaceae.